Messenger RNA from Xyrichtys novacula (pearly razorfish), 43274 nucleotides. The record is from the annotation of a GenBank genome assembly. Lineage: Eukaryota; Metazoa; Chordata; Actinopteri; Labriformes; Labridae.
AGAGUUGUUCAGACUUGAGGGAGGAAUGGCGGCCCCUCGGAGUUUCUUCAUCUCUCUCUCCGGUUUAUUUCUGCUUUUAUAUUUUUCUUGUGGAUCUACGAGCUCAGGAAAUAGGAGAGCUAACCAGGAACGAUGCGGCUACAAGGUAAAACACAUAAACACACUUAAUUAUUGCGAACAUUUACGGACACUUGAUCUGGUUUGAGCUGCUGCUGCGUCUUUUCAAGUCUCCAAAAGUUCAUUUUCGGAUAUGUUUCACUUAUCUUUGACGUUCUGCAAGCUUGUCAGACAAAGUAUACAUUACCAGGUACAAUAAGCAAAGUUUGAAGUUACAGCUUAGUUCAGUCGCCUUGUUUUUGACGCCAGGUUGCGUCGCUCACGACACCUUUCUUACCUGUCCGUCAGAGAUUGAGCUCCCCUGGUUCGCCUCGUUUGUGCCUAACGUGACAGACCAAACUCUCUUUUUAAAAAGUGCGUACUGAAAGAAAAGCGGCUAAUUUGUUAACCAACAGAGCUUAUAUGAGGACAUUUACAUCGUUAAUAACAGAUUUAGGUUGUAUUUUAAAUUCGGCGGUUGUGUUAUCAACUAUUGACGACUGAAACAUACCAAAAAGUCAUAUUUUAAAAGUUUGACUGUCUCUCCGUAACGAAAAUUUAGCUUAAACUUUGAUCAACUUCACUAAAGUAUGUUUAAUUUUGGCUAUAAUGUAACACUUUCAGUACUGAGUGGUCGUAGGAGCCACAAACUGCUCCUAAGGUUUUUUCUUACGUAAAUAAUUGGUUUAAAAUAGUGUAUUUUAUGGUAUAACCAGCUUAAAACGUUAUAGGAUUGUACAAAAACUUAUAAUUAUCCAGCUGAGAAAGUUGCAAAUCUAUGUCCUUAAAACUAAGCUACUGUCUCACUUGUACUGCCGGAGUGGAGCUUUAAAGUUCUCUCAAAGAAAACGGAGAUUAGGAUCUCUUGGUUACCUUUAAAGACAUUUGUAACUUUUUAUAUCUUGCAAAUAAAUGAUCUUUAAAUAUGAUGGAGGAUCAAACCAAACUCCAACUCCCAAAGUCAGAGCUGUAACAGAAACAGGGAAUCAAAUCUUUUCAGCUGAAAUGAAAUGAUAGUGUUUCUACUUUGUGAUGAAUGUCUCGAUUUGAUGAAACCCUUCCAGAUCUUUCCAUCUGAGAUUUGUGGUUUUGGGGGAAUUACAGGUAGUAAAAGCUGAUUUCCUGCCUUUUGUGUUGUCUGUUAAAAACAUUUGAUGUGGAAAGAAGAAAUACCCCUCCACCUCCUCUGCUUUUGCACUUCACAGCUGCUUUGUUUGUAGACAUAAAACCACUUCAAUGUCUGAAUAUUCAUUUCACUUCAAAAUAUGUGCACGUUUAUGAUGUUUGGCCAAGGAAAGAGCAACUAAUUUUGGUUCUUAUCAGGUUUCCUAACUUCAUCAGUAACCUCAAAACUUUUACUCAGUUGAAAGCUUUUAUCCUUUUUACCUGAUGCAUCUUGCUUUCCCACUUUGAAAUGAUAUUUAUCUGCUUCAUGGAUUCUGAAUGUCCAUGAAAACUUGGAAAAACUUUGAGUUUUCGAUUUGAAAGUUCACACCGAGUCAUUGAUGGAGCGUAGCUGACAGUUGUCACAGUUUAAUCCUCUUUAAUCCCAUUCUCCCACAGAUCUGGAUCCACAUCACUUAAAACCACAAUCUUAAAAGCUCCACUGGGGAAUCUUUAUCUAAUUGUUAACAGGUAUUAAUACUAAUGCGUUUUUAUGGGCUAUAUAAAGGCAUACAAAACCAUAAACAUUGAGGUAAAUCAAGCUUUUAUUAGCAGUUAUUUUUGGCACUAUAAGACUGCCGCUGGGGGUAAGGUGUAUGCAAAAAGGGACUUAAACGCUGUUUAAAAAAAGCAAGAUGAGAUUUUUGUUGAAGAAUACGACGGUUUUUGGUUUCUUAGGGGGGCGAUCAGAGGGAGACGUUGACUCCAACUAACUUUUGUCUGAUCUACAAACCAGCUCAGAGGUGGAGUUUGGACUGAAGCCUCUCCAUCUUCAUGCCAAACAGAUUUAAACUGUUCACCUGUCAGUCAAAUCAACUAUGCUAUUAAUGACGUAAGUCUGUGCAUAACUUUGAGUCUUAAAGGAACAGUAUGUAGUUUUUAUCAAAACAGACUCAGGAGAAAUGCAUUACAUUUAUUUAAGGCUCCUGUGAGGACUUUUUCAUGAGUUAUUUAACAGAUUAAAUGUCCUAAACAAAAAGACAUGAGCUAUAGCAAUACUGUUUAAUGUACCAGGCUGUGUAAUGACCUCCUCCUGUGCCUCUGCAGCCAGUCACUGGUGUCACUGGACUCUGGUGGAACUGUAGUUUUUGUAAUUUUUAAUUUAUUUUUUUGCUUUGCUGCAUUAUUGUCAGUUUUUAGCACUGGAAGUUGCUGUGUGAUGAUAAAACAAAUUAGUUAAGUGGACAAAAGACAAAACAGGCAAUAAAAAAUCAACAAAAAUUAAAAGUAACAGGAAGGUGAUGAGUAUAAAGUUUGAAAAUGUAAUUAUUGAUUAAAAAAAGAACAACAAAACUAGCUGCUGCUUCAUAUUUUUCCACCAUUGAGUCGAUUCAAACCUUCAGCUAGUUAGUCCAGAAACAUAAAUAAAAGUUGUGAUUAUUUUUGUGAGGAUUUUGGUUUCAAAAAGUGAGAAAUUGGAGUUUCUGUGUUUGUUCGGCAGUGAAGAUGAAUUAUCUCGUCGUCUGUAGGUGUACUCUAGUGUCUGUGCACACGCUCUACAGGUUUUAAUUUUCCUGUGCUGAUAGAUGAGUCCUGCCCACCUUUGAUGCUCUGCCUGUCUGCCUGUCUGUGUGUGAGUCAGUGUGUGUUUGUGUGUGAGUGUGUGUUUGUGUGUUUGUGUGUAUUAUCCUGGUUUCCUCUUUCUAGCUUUGAAGUGUUUUCUACAGGAAGCUUCACACUGUUUACUCCGCUGAAACAUUCCUUCCUGCAGCCCCCUCUACACCCCACACACACACACACACACACACACACACACACACACACACACACACACCUCCCCCUGCCUCCCCCUUUCUUUUCAGACACACACUUCAAAGGCUGCAGGAUGGGGGUUUGAGGACCUGCUAUUCUACAGGUGUGAGGUUAUUACAGCCCUUUGUGUGUGUGUGUGUGUGUGUGUGUGUGUGUGUGUGUGUGUGUGUGUGUGUGUGUGUGUGUGUGUGUGUGUUUGGGACCCUUUAAAUCUCUGCUAGUUUUACAUGUCAACACUGUGUGUAAAAAAAAAAGUCCCUCAGACCGGUUGGUUGAGAGUUUGCAACAGUUUGGCAGAAUGUCCUGGAGGUUUGACUCAGUGUGAUUUCAUUUGGACUGAUGCAUUUACAUGUAUUUUAAAAAUCCUGUUUCAGUCUGACUGAUGCAAUUAAUCUAUUUUUUGACCAACACGCUGGUGUACUGGUUUAAAAAAUGUACCAUCAAACUCCUGCCGCGUGCUUUCCUUAUGUGGACCACAUGUUUGUGGAAUAAAACCACGUCCUCUCCAGCUCUUCAGACAUCUUUUCAUGUGUACAGGUUCACAGGUGAGGGAGGGCAACUUCAGCAUAACACCUGUGACUUGUCAGCACAAACCAUCCACUGAUAGUUUCAAGGCUGUUUAAGGGUACGUAUGGGCCACUUAUCUGCAUGGUUGCAUUGGCAGCAGCUUUCCACCGUGUCCUCAUCUUGUCAGACCCGAUCCAACAAAAACAGUCAAGUUAUGUUGUCUGCAUUUGAGAAGGUGUUGUGCAUCUCCUAGUUAGACACAUGUCUCCCAGCCUCAUGCGAGGUCCAUUUGAGCUGCAGUUCCAGCUCAGUGAGGGACUCUUACCGUACUGGACUGCUGUCCUGUCUCAGUCUACGAGCUCCAGGCUCGAAUUGAUUUGAGAAUAGACGUCUUUUGCCUCCACCAGAAUACAACAUGUUUGUUUGUUUCUGCUGAGUGGUCUCCCUUUGCUGUCAUGUAUUUUAAAGUCCAGUAGCUAACACUCUGACGUGGUAAACUGAUUUAUUAAGUAACAUACAUACUCACCCUUCUGCUGCAUGCAUGUAUUGAAGAUGUCAUUCUGAAGUUAUUUCUCUCUUCAUUUUGCACUCUUCAAAGACACAAAGUGUCUGAUUUCUCCCUCCUUUUAUCUUCCUUUCAUUAAAUUCAAUCUCUUAAGGAUCAGCUUCAUGUUAUACCUUGAUUUUUUUUCCUCGGUACAUCCAGUAAACGUUUUUCCAGACAUCCUUUACUGCUUGUAUUUCUUCAUUGUUCCCUCUCGGCUCCACAGAGCAGCUCUUUAGAACAGAAUACCCAACAGUGUCUUUUGGAUUUAAUUUUUCCCAGAAAGGUUUUUGGUUUUUUAGUUUUACUGCAGAAAAUAUGAGUGUAGUUUGCCUGCAGGUCUCCACAGAGCUUCAAACACAGUUUGUGGAAAACCAACACUCUGCUUUUGAUUCAGAGUCUGAGAAUAACCCAGUGUGAUCCUCCUGCAGGACUCUUUAAGUGCUUUUGUUAAAACAUUUUGUCACACAUUUCCAUCCACCUAUCCAUCAUCUCUACCUCUAUUCCAGCUGUCAUUGUGCACGAGGAUGACAAAAAAAAAGCUUGCCAGGGGUGAAGUUAAAUCACUAAGAGCUCCCCCUGCUGGAUGGGUGCAGCGUAGGUCUUUACAGUGAGCCUUCAGUUGGGAUGUCUGUCGUUACGCUGAUUUAUACUCAGGAGAUUUUUUUUUCCUUAGAAGUCGAGUUUAAAUGAGUUCUUUGAUAAUUAAACAAAGUAUAAGGCUGUGACUGACAACAGAUAACAACAGAUGGUGCAGCUAACAUGUUCAUUAGAAAGACAUCCAGCAGUUUAUAGCUUUGCGGGUAAACUGUACAUAACUAUGAAACUUGUGUCACACCUGUCAUGAGUCAACGCUGCAACAAAAUGGCCAAGAAGCGUCCCCUCUUCAUUCAGUUUAUCAGUGGUAUGAGGACAGAUUUAAGUCUCAUUUGGAUGAAAAUGAUCUUAAAAAAUAUCUUUGUAUUCAUACAUCAUGAGGUAAAUGAUCCUUGUGCACCCAGACCUGACUGAAAUGCAGGAGUAUGCAUGACAGGCUGGUAGUUUGUGGUUUAACUUUGAGAAGAAUGAGAAGAAUUACAGAAGCCAUUUUUAUGAAAACAGCUUCUCCAACACCUUCAGGAUGAGAGUGCACAGUGCAGCUCUGUACACGAAACUUUGGAGGUGCUGACAGCUCAGUCCCACUAUUGGAUGCAAAACAAGAGUAAACUGCAUGGAGCUGCAGACCUAUGUGGGUAAUUUUGAGCUUAUUAGUUCAGAAGUCUUUGAAAAGGACCUUAAGAUGGUUCACAUUAAGGGGGGAAAAGGACUCAUGGUUUUGGGCAUGACUCUUGGAGAAUUUCCCUCUUUGUGUCUCUUUCUCAUAGCCCAACAUGUCUGUUGACAGUUUGGUGAAGAAUUGUAGAUUAGGGCUGUAAUCAACCAAAGAAAUUUUCAACCAGAAAUCUAUUAAUCGGAGGGCAACCCUUCUGCGGCGGGGGACAACGCAGCGCGGUGGGGUGAAAAUAUACUGAUAUCAGCACAAGAAGGCAAUUCAACACAAAAGGCAAUUCAGGUAAAAUCCUGCCACACUGCAAGUGUCUUUGACACGGAUGGUAGAGGAGAGCUCACAUGAAAGUUGAAACGCUUAAAAUAAAAAUAAAUAUUCAGCAAACCACCGGACGUGGAUUAACGCAGACGCCGGUCUCCAGUGCGUUUGGCGAAUCCAAUAUGGUGAAAACAAGGGGGGUGUUCUGAGACAGACUGUUACCUGUGAAAUGGGGGUGCUCUGAAAACAACCCCAUUAGCACUUGGUAUGUUCCUCCUGAUGAAAUUAACCAAAGACUGUAAAGUUGACCAGUCGACUAGGUCUUUACAGUCCUAAUGUAGAUGUGCUCUACAUCUAUAUUGUGGAAACCAUUGUAUCCUCAAAUACAGAUAAGCAGGUCUGGGAAAAUCACUUCAUCCGACUCUACGCCCCCAGAUUUUUUCCGUGUCCAACCUGCAGUCUUCAGGACAGACGGAUGGACGCCAUCUAAAGUCACUUGAUUGCUUUAUCAGACUUUGUAGCUCCCUCAGGAGACACAAAAGUCUUCAUAGGAUUUUCUCAGACAUGAAAACCAACUUUGAUGGACAAAUAAUCAGGUGUCUCACUUUCAGGACUCACUUUCCCUCAAAAUCCUGAUGAAGGAAGCAGCCUCUCUGUUCCUGGAUGUUUUAAAAAUCAUGUUCCUGUAGACAGUCUGAACGAGGGAUGAUUUAGCUCCGUGUAAACCCUCUCUGGUUGAACACAUCUGCUGAAGCCAUCACAUCUGUCUCAGAGGAAGAAGACACACCAGGAAAUCAUCCAGCUUCCUCUUUUCUUUGUCCCACUCUGGGUUCUUCAUCCUUCUUUCUUUCUUUUUUCUCUGUACCCUUUCCAUCAUCAUAAAAAAAGGCAGGUUUCCAUUCCUCACGUAUCCCAUCAUCCUCCUCCGCAGCUUCGGUGUGUUUUUGGCAUCAGAGGGCCUCAGAGGGCGUCAUGGCUGGGUGGGAGUCGAUGUGAAACACGUGUGUUUUCUGGUUUCCUGGCGAAUGAGUCAGGCGGAAGGUGAAGAGUCGACGCUGGGAUUUCACCUCUUACAUAAAACAUGUCAAAGAAAUAUUUAUUCAUCAGCUUGAGCAGGAGAGCAUCCUAAAACCAGCCCGAACAUGGUUUUGAAGCUCAGAAAAAGUCUUGAAUUCUGUUUUUAUCUGCCUUUGCCAAAGUUAGGAGACAGAUUUCUGACUGUUCUGUGACUGGGAGUGAGCUGUGGCAGUUUUUAGAUUAUUUUGGUGAUCAAAAGUACACUAAUGUUCGCUCUUAAGCAAAAAGAGUAAACAAAAAUAGACUUGAUUUUAACAGCUGGUUUGCAGGUCAAGGUUCUUUUUUUUUCCCCCAGAAUUUCUAGAGCAGCAAUGCAGAGCUACAAGGUUCUUGCUAGGCUAGUAUACAAACAAACGUGUUCAUAACAAAUGAGUAUUAAACAGGACUUGAAAGUUGAGAUUGAGACUAAAGCUGUAUGUGUGUGUGUGUGUGUGUGUGUGUGUGUGUGUGUGUGUGUGUGUGUGUGUGUGUGUGUGUGUGUGUGUGUGUGUGUGUGUGUGUGUGUGUGUGUGUGUGUGUGUGUGUGUGUGUGUGUGUGUGUUUAGAUGAGGGUCUUGUUUAUGCUUAUGCCCUAGGCUACCAAACCCCGUCUUGUUCCUCUUAAUGUCUUCCUGUCGUAUACCCACACACACACACACACACCCACACACACACACACACAAACGUUCCCAUAUGUGGCGACAUGGCUGCACUGGAUUAUCUGUGGGGUCAGAGGGGGGAUUAACCAGCCGAUAGAAAUCAACCGCAUGAGGUCCAAUUGUUUGGUUCUGAAUAAAACCUCUGGUUGAGGUUGAAUGCAGUCCCCUCUGGUCCAGCCAGGUUUUACUGUGUAGCUGCAGGUCCCAAGUGCAACAUUCAUUCAAAAACAACAUAUUAAAGAUUUAUGGUUUUAUAAAGAAAUUGAUACACACUGUAGAUUUGAGGCCAGCAACAUGUUCCAGAAAGUUUGGUCUGGAUUUUCUUGCUCUUAUACAGCACCGCAUCAAAAAUAGACAUGACUCUGGAGUGGAAAUCACAUUCAAAGUCGUUGCUGUUGGACACAUUUUGUCACUGCAUCCACAAAUUCAGGUUCAAACUGCGCAAAUUUUGGACAGACUGAAGUGACGCGAAAACCUCUCCUGUUGCCUGAUGAAGUAAAAUUCGACAUACAGGGAUUAUGGGAAUCAUCAGAGUCCAUGACAUGGGUAUCAAUACCUCCAGGAUUAGGAGCAUCAGGACUCUGUAGCUGGAGUCACCGCAUGAGCUUAAUAUCACUUGUCCGAUGAACUGUUGUGAGGUCUGAUGAAUCCAAAUCUAACACUCUUUCAACAAAGAACUGGAAAUCAUAGAUGCUGCAUCCUCAGUUUUAAACAGUAUCUCCAGGUUUAGACCAACAUCUGCUGCCUUCCAGAAAAAGACUUUUUCAGGGAAGACCUUCAUGUGAUCCUAAACCACAUUCUGACAACAGGGAUUACAGCAGCACGGCUCUGUAGGAGAAGAGUCCUGCUGACAAACUGGACUGAUGCAGUCCUGACUUGACUUCUUUUUUUUAAAUGUGUUGCUGACAUCAGUUUUGGGAAGAGCAGAUAUGCAGGCAAAACCCUGGUGAUCGCAAAUGACCGAGUUAAAACCCAAAAUUUCCCCAGACUUUUUCUGACCAGCUCCAGGUAAAGUCCCUGCAAGAAGUCCAAGUCUACGCCAUCAGUGAGAUAACUCUGUAUGUAAUGCUUUGAAUUUGUUUCUGCUCGCUGGUAUUUUUUUUUACUAUGAAAUGAAAAUGUCUGAGUAACACUGUUUUUAAGGUGUUGGUCAUGACUCUGCUGUGCCUGAUAUUUCUAGGAAACACAGGACAAUGACCAAUACAGCAUCGUGCUAACGUAAUGUGUUGCCACCAGGGACACCCCUCUGCCGUCCGAUAGUGAAAACUUCCUGUCUAGAGGGAAAAAAGUUGUAACGUGCAACUUUUAAAAAUUUCAGAAGCAGUCCUGAAAUUUAACAAAAAUCUUCAUGAAAAGCCAAAAGUGUUGUUUUCUCUUCCUCUCUGUGCGUCUCUAAAACACCUCGGGUGAGCAGAUUGAGUUUAUCUUUUCAUAUUUGAUGCCCUUCAAAAAUCAAAUCUAAAUCAAAUCUUCCUCCAGCUCUGAAGCUCCAAAGGUUUGAAAAGUCCAGAAAAGGAAAUAGCUGGAAACAAAAGUGAGGUGCAACAAUACAAACUCAAAGAAAAACUCAGCGAGUGUGUGUGUGUUCGGGAGCAGCCAACCAGAGAUUUCCCACCGCAGGAACAAAACCUGCAGCUUCCUCCUCCUGCAUGACUGCUCCUCAAUGACCCCCCACCCCUCUUCUUCAUCACAGCUCCUCCUCAGCCAGGAGGAGCAGCUCCUCUCCUGCUGUGACAGUUUGUCCUUUAAAAGACUUUUUCUUGUUUCAGAGAGAGGACGGGGACAAACCCAGACGCUCUUUAAAGGGAUACAAACCAACAUAGGUCACCACCAGCAGCUCACACGUGCAUGGAAGUCCAUGUUUGAGGGUCCUAAACAAAAAAAAGGAGCAUGGGGUCAUGUGACCCGGGCCUGCAGUCACCAGCUGAGCCAUUGAUAAUGAUAAUAGACCAAUAUCUGCAGGGAGCUGCAAACACUAACCGGUUGGAUAGAAACCUUUUUAGAUGAUGUACUCUGUAGAUUUAGUUAAAUUAAAAAACAGAAUAACUAAGGGUGAACUGAGCGGAUAUUUCUGAGCAGAUACUCUUUAGAUUUCUGACAUUUUUCUCAUUUUUGUUUCUUAAAAACUGAGUUUAAAAUAAAGUGAAUCCCACCUGACCAUCGUCAGUAUAUUGUGGCAGUAAUAGGCGAACAGUUUAGUAAUAAAAUGACUUAAAUGCUCCUUUUAAGCUUCUUAAAUUCAAUGAAGGGUUUUGAGUUUUGUCAGGUUCCUGAGCAUCACAACAAUCUCUGAUGUGCUGAUGAAUCUUGACGGAUUAAAUUUCGGUCUUAACCACCAAAACCUCAAUACCAGCUCUGAACCCGGCCCCAAAACUUGUCGCUGCUUUCCCUUCGGCUCAUGAUCAGUGCGUUGAUUAGAGGUCAGCUGAGAGCCCAGUGUUCCCCAUCAGUCCCACAUCUGGAUCUGCUCGGCUCUGCUCGCCCCCCCAAACAUCAGGAGGAUGAGGAGAAGUCUGCUACGUGAACCCUGAAAGACGUAAUUGAAGCAGUUCCUGUUUAAUCAGAUCGCUCCUUCUCCUCUUCCUCACUUCCUUCCCUUUCUGCAGGCUCGGUGAUUACUCCUCCACUCUCCCCCCUCUGUCCAAAUCCGAAUCUGAGUCUGAGUCUGACCAGCCUCCUUCUAUUUCACCUUGUAUCCUUCCCUGCCUCCCUCUUUCCUCGCCUGCAGCACUGUGAUGAAUUGCUGUUGAUGUUCUGCAAACCGAGGCUGCAAUUAGCCGUCUGUAACCACACCAACUCAUUCAGUGUGUGUGUGUGUGCGUGUGUUUCGGGGAUUCCCAAAGAAAGCCAGCUCUCUUUCUGGUUUGUGUUGUUGUUUGUACAUUUCUUUCUCUGUCAUCCCAGACUUGAACCUGAGACUUUCCUCCAACAUACAGAGUUUCUUCUUUGACUCAAACCGCUGCUUUUCUGCUCUCUCUGCGGCGAACAAAAGAGCCGCUCUUCUCUUUUAUCUCUGCUCUACUUUUUAUCAUCUUUUCUGUAGUUGUUUACUGAUGUGACUCAGUCUGUCCAGGCCUCAGGGUGUGUGUUAGUGUGUGUGUGUAAAAGUGGGGGGGAUAAUGAUUAUUACUAGUGAGAAACACCUGGCAGCAGGAAGGAAGAAAAGCGUCUCCUCCGUCUGUCUGUCUUUUUGAAAAAUGAUCAGCUGUAAAGACGGAGGGUUUGGCUCGUGGCGAUGGGCCAGGUCUCUGCCGAAGUUCAGUGAUAGAAAAACUCCUAAAGUACCGACUUCAGGAGUGUGAGUGUGUGAGAAAAUCAAGCAGAUGUUUGGGGUUCAAAAGUCAACCUGCAAGUAUCGUGAGCACGGUCAAAGCAGCUGAUCGAGUCGUGUAGCGAUUUUAAAUUCAAAAUAAAUGUCGAAAAUUAAUCAAAUUAAAUUAUGACAUUUAUGCACUCGUUGAAGGGGCACCACCCACCUUUCUGGUGGGAAAAAGGACGAAACAAAGUUCAAUUGAGUAAUUAAACGUUGGAUCAGUCUUACACAGAUUUAAAUCAGUCUCUCAUCUGAGGCCGGAAUUCUUCAUUCAGGGACUACUUUCUGAAAGACCACUAAGACGACAACUUAGAAUUAAAUGGACAAUUUAUUAACAGCUAUAUGAUAACAAAACGUCAAUAAAUGAUGAUCAAAUAAUGAGCAAAUCAAAGCACAUCUAAUGAAUAAACGAAGGAAUGGUUUAAAUUAAACCUAAGACUGGAGGUUAAUAAUAGUGAGUGAAUAAAGGGGAAAUUUAACCUACGUUAACGGAGUUACGAGGGUAAAUAAAAGGAAUUUGGAGAACUAAACUAUAAUUUAUAAGAGUAAGCUACUGAACGGUUGACGGCAUCACCCAGUUCUCAUCACAGCAGUUUAGAGGAUUUAGCCUACUUUGGACGUCGGUUCUCAGCGGCACCCUUGGAAUGGAUCAGCUGAAGUUCUGUGGCUACCGGACCGGAGACUGAAGGUUCGGCGGGGAAUUCUUCCGCCGUGUCUGGAUCUCAGCUUCAGGACCGUGUCAGCGCCGUUAGAUACUUCGGAUCUCUGGGCCUCUCGGAACCAGGUGGCAAAGCAGCUUGGCAGAUGAUGCUGGUCGGCGUUCAGGACUUGCUUGGUUGCAGAUUAAUUCGCGCCAAUAACUUAAGAAAAUAAUUUCGCUGGCCAGCCGAUAUUAUCUUCAGGAGUCACUUUAGCGAACAAAAAUAAAAGACUUAGACUGAGGUUCUCUUAUGCGCGCAGCUUGUUACUGAGGCUCUAAAGGACUUGGGAAUGCUUUCAUCCAAGUUUAGAAUAAAAAUCUGAGCUUAAGGCAAUUAAUAAAACGCGGGGAAAAUUGCGAACGAUAGGCGAAGACAAAAGAAAACUAGACGAAGACAAAAACGGAAGAGACAAAAACUGAAGAGAAGACAAAACUGAAGAGAAAACUAAAACUGAAGAAAAACAGAAGACCGAGCAAAGACUCCCGGGCUCUUUUAAACCAUCCCGUGUGGGCGUGAGCCAAGAGGAAAGUUACAGCCAAUGCUGUAACCCGAUGCAGCACAUCGACUGGCAGCGAAUUUAACUCAACUUGAUAUUAAAAGCGAGCUAGAUCUAAUUUACUCACUCACUAUGAUUAAACUGUUUAUAACAUCACAUACGAUCACAUUUCACUUCAUUGUUUCUUAUGAGCAGACGCAUUAAAGCAUGACAUUGAAAACAGUAAACUUUGAUCAGCCGUCUUCUUGACACUAACAGAGGAUUAACGACUUUUAAAAGUUAGAGAGGGACAGAAAACAAAUUAUCUAUUCGAACAGAAACACCAUCCAGCAUAAGAAACACAUAUGUAAUAAUAUUUGACAACAUUAUAACCUUGUCAAUCAAGCUUCCUAGAUGAUUAAUAUAUAUUUUUGUGUGAGGUAGAUAAAACAUAGUAUGGAUACAUUCCGAAACUCUUAACUUGAGUCUAAACGAGUUUCACGUUACUACUUCUAAACUACUAGCCUAUCUUGGGAAUACCAUUUACUAAGCUACGAAGUGUAUAACAAAAGGAAAGAAAUACACGUGAUUAGAUUCCUGCCAUUUGGCUCUGAUCAAACCAUAUUCAGGCAUCACCACUAGGAGGAGCUCUUGGUCCAUGGAAAAACCUGGAAUAAAUUUGUGAAGUUAACAGUUUGGCUUGUGGAUAUGUUACAGAAUUGGGAAAAAGACCAUUUCAUUAAGAAUGUGGUGUACAGACAGAAAAUCCUGGUGAAGUGUCCAUUAAACAUGAAGUUAAACCAUUUUCAGGCAUCCUCUUCCUUCUGCUCUGCAAAGAAAGCCAAGGAAUUUAUGGCAGGUAUCUGGUUUUUCAGAUUUGGCGCCAACUGGCCUGUUUUCCCCCCUAGGUCAUUGGGUUAAUCCUGAGGUGUCAAUUCUGAUCUUUCCCAACCAGGGUGAGAGGCUCCGUGUUUAUGGGUCUGUGUGGUUGAUAAGCAACUUGUCCUUUUUGGGAAGCGUUAAAGAUUCACUAUCACCUCCCAAAUGGUUGCCUAGGUCGUAAAUGGGAACUUGGUGUGCAAACCGUUACUCCCCCAUUUCCUGUCCAAACCAGAGGAGCCUGCAUUCCUUUGAGGGGUGAAUUCAAGGUGGAUAGCAGAAAGCAGUUGUCUCAUUACAUAUCCCCCCUUCGUCUCGAUGGCAGCUCCAGGAGCCAUUGGGACGACGAGAUGAGACGACCAGGUGGAAGCAGCAGUUAGUCCAAGGAGGGUGAUGCGUCUCGUUCAGAACUAUCUACUUCGUUAGAUCUAUUGUGUGUGUUAAGCCUACUACAUCUAUGGGUGCGGGGUUACAGGAAGCUGACUACACCUCGAGCAUGUGGCUCACCUUGUCUUCCUCUGGCUGUUCAACUUCCUGUUCCGUUUCAGGUUGUCUACGGAGUCGUAACCUAGUUACACAGUGGUCUAUUUUGUACUGUAGGGCUUUACCACGUUUGACGUAGAUGAAGGUUAACCCGAAGGUCAGGAGGUACCCUAACACUAUGGCGGCUGCUAGUAAGGUGUCUGGGGUGGACCAAACAUAGACUAUUGGUUGCAGCGGGGACUUCUCUUGGGACCUUAUGUCUAUAAGGACGUCAUCUACAGGCGUUAGGUCAAUGAUCUGAGUACCUGCAUACUGGAUUUGAGAAAUAGUGUUUGGAUCUAACUGCAGCGUAUGCUUGCUGAAAAACGCUGGCACUUCAAUCUCUGUUUCGAAUUGCUCAGGGUUGAGGUAAAAGAGGGCAAUGUCAUCUAUAUGGAGAAUGGCAUUUGGUGGCACCUCAAUCCACAUGGUCUGAUCCAGUAGAGAAAUGCGUGUGGCAGUAUCGUGCUGGUCGUAAUUUACAAUGGCAGUCUUGGUGGGGGUGUUAACUAACCAACGGUGACCCACUCUUUCGGCCUGCGUUACAGUCACUUGUGAGCGGUGUCUUGCUGUAGUAGGGCAUUUGGUGUCGGCCACCAUGGGCGUAAGGCCGCAGAGGCCAUUAGUACUGUCCCACACAAAUGGUUUACUGGGGCAGAGGUAGUGUAUGUCUUUGGUUCGUGUGCACAUACGCAGGUUAGGAGCUAGAUAUAGGUCAGGAUUGCUGUCGUGGUAAGCGACCACUGGUGGGGUCUGAAUUUGGAGGUGUGCGUCCUCUUUCCAAAACCCGACAUUGACUACAUCCUUUAGCCUAUAGAUGCUUCCUGAUGCUAUAAUUGGCAAGUUAAUAAGGAAAGCAAUUUCUCGAUCUUCGGGAUUAACGUAGAUCGGCACAGCGCUACCUAGGGUAUACGCGAGGUGGGCUUGUAAAGGAGUGGUGGCCUCUCUGGUUGCAGUUGAUAGUAAAUCCUGAACCAAUGAGAGAGGUACCAAGUAUGGAGGAAUCCGGCCUGCAGCCAAACUGUCUAUUGAGGAUGAUAUUUCUUGCAACAUGUCUGACAUGAGCAUAUUCAGUAGCAUUGUGUGAGCAUAGUCGACCUGGACCACCGACAACAAAGAAUUUACAGCACGCAGCGUCUUAUUCAGGACUUCUGUGUGGGUGUUAACCACCAGAACGGUGCCCUUGACUGUUUGACCAAUAGUCUGCAGUUGUGUCUGCUGUCUGUUUAUCUGAGCCCUGAUGUCUGGGAUUUCGGCUUCUAGCUCACCCACAUGGCGUUUGACAGCAGCUAAGCUAAUGGCAUUAACAGAGGAGAGCCCAACACCAAAAAGAGAGCCAACAACCGAGGCUGCGGUAAGCAAUGCUCCGAUAAAACGCUUGGACCUCCUGUUGGUACCACUUAACUCUGUUUGAGAGACAGUGAAUUUCUGAAGUUGCUCUAACAUGUAAGUAAUGUCCAACUCGGCGUGAUUUACGACCUGUCUGCUCCAAUGUGUCCCGGCCCAACUGGUCAGUUGAGCUGUUACCGGAACAUUUUUCUUGAGGACUUCCUUAGGGUUGAGCCUGACAAACACCUUCUGUGUGUGCAGGCGACAGUCUGUUAUCAGGAGUCCAGGCUGAUCCCUUAACACAAUUCCAGAGUCCGGUCCUGGCUCUAUGAUCUCAGGGCUAGCUGGAGCAGCUACCAAGCCGAGAAUCAGGAGCGCUAUCAGCCAAAUCAUCCUGAGGAAGAGGGUGGACAUAGUUAGGAUGAGUUGGUAGAGGACAAUCUAGAAUUCAAAUGUUCCCUGUCACUUUAUUUUCUCCUCCCCCCUUUGUAACCCAAAGUGUGCCCGAGGGCAACUCAGUGGCAACAAUUCAACAAUAAUACAGACGCACAAAUAGGAUAAACUUCACGUGGACACAAUAUCUACGAGGACUAGGGGACCUGACGUCAAUCAGGAGAACUUAGGACUGUUCUAGUUUAUGACUCAAGGGUGGCGCUGGAGGCCCCGACAAGUCCCAUGGGGUUGUGGUGAAGUUUAAUCUGGUUGCGGUGGACCCAUUUAAGGGUCGGCUCUUUGUUGCCCUUUGCGAUCUUAAUUUGGUACACAACAGAAGAGAGCUUUUCAGUGAUCAGGUACGGGCCUGCCCAGCGGGGCAGGAACUUUCGUGCCAGUCUCCCAGACUUUGGGGCUUUAUCUCCAGUGGGCUGGGUGAACAGGUAGUACCAUACCUUGUCACCUACUUGGAGUUCCUGUUGGGAGGCUUUUUGGUCAUAAUAGGACUUACGUCCUUCAGCACUUUUGCUGAGAUGCUCUUGGGUGAAGGCAAACGUUGCCUUCAGGUGCUGGUGUAAGUCAGUCAUAUACUGAUGGGUCGUGUAGGCCGUUGCUAUACUGGCCUCACCUGGCUGAUACAGCAGGUGCAGAGGUAGGGUCAUCUGUCUGCCCGUCAUCAACUCGAAGGGUGAGAACCCGGUUGACCCAUGUGGAGUCGCUCUGAUGGCCAUCAGGACCAAGGGAAGCUUAACAUCCCAGUCCUUGUGGUUGGCUAACACAUACUUUUUCAGUAUGGUUACCACUGUUCGGUUUACCCGUUCUACCUGUCCAGACGACUGGGGGUGGUGGCUGAUGUGAAAGUUGGCUUUGACGCCCAACAGUUGCCACAGUUGUUGCAUUACCUCUGAGGUGAAAUGUGUCCCUCUGUCAGAGUCGACACGAGUUGGGAGUCCGAACCGCGAGAAGAUGUGGUUCAUCAAGAGGUAUGCUGUGGUUUGAGCCGUAUCGUUUGGGGCUGGUAGGCAUUCUACCCAUUUGGUGAAUGCACAGACAACUGUGAGGAAGUAUUUGUUUCCUCUUGCUGACUUAGUGAGAGGACCCACCCAAUCGAUCUGGAGGUCUGACCAAGGAAAGGAGAUACCUCUGCGCUGUAGAGGUGCUCGAUGGAGUGGGUUUGCCGGUUGAAACUGGCAGCAAACCAGGCACCCUUUUAUAUAGUCAGCUACAUCUUUCUGCAUGUGUGGCCAAUAGGCCACCUGUUGGAGAGCAUGGAGCGUGGCUUUGUUUCCUCUGUGUCCUGCGCACGGUGUGUCAUGGGCGUAUGUCAACAUCACCCCCCUGUGGCUGCGAGGCACCACGAGGGCAGGCGAAGUGAGUGCAUCGGAGACAUAAACCAGAAAGCCCUUGACGAGCCGCAGCGAAGAGCGCACGCGGAAAAGAUGGCGCAGGCCAGGGAUGGAGUCAAGCAAGUCAGGAGGCAUGGAGGAGUCAGGAGGCCCUGAAAGGAACUGCGUCAUGGCAGCAAUGGCUGGGUCCGAAGCUUGGAGCACCAGCAAGUCAGAGUCAGAAAAAGCCGGAGCCACAGUGGCGGAGACCGGGCCCGAGGGAGCCGGUGGAGCUCGAGACUGGGCUCUGGUGACAGCACAAACCAGGGGCACGGGUGGGAGGGGAAAAACAGAGGGCUCAAAGUGCCAGUUUGAGCCAGUUAAGGCCCCCUGCUUGGCCAAGGAGUCAGCCUGGUCGUUAAACAUCUUGUCUGGACCAGGGAUACGAGAGUGCCCCCUGACUUUCUUCCAAUAGAUCUGAAGAUCAUGGUUAGAGGUCAAGAAGUCGCACGCCAGGAACAGAUCUUUGUGUUUGACCGGCUUUCUGUUCGAGGUCAAGAAACCGUUGCGUUUCCACAAAGGCAGAUGACAUGAGAAGCUGAGUCGCGCAUAGUUGGAAUCUGUACAAAUCGUUAAGGCGUGGAUUUUGUGUUCCACCGCAAGUUGCAAAACAAUCAGAAUGCCUGCCACUUCAGCAUACUGGGACGUUUGGGCCCCUAGGUUGAAGCUGAGUGGUUCACACGGUUCAUCGUUGACCCAGACAACACCCACGCCUGCUCUAAGAACAGUGUCGUGAUGGUAUGAACAACCAUCAACGUAAGCUGUAAUCAUGUCUUUGCAGACAUUGUCGUCGAAGUACCGGUGGCAAGAUAAUUCAGGUGGCUCGGGGUCGCAGGUUGGGGACCCUGUGUCCGCGCUGUCUGUCAAGCAGCUUUGGCACGCUGCGAGUUCCAUCCCGAGAGGUGUUUUGCGAUUUUGGGCGUAGUGGACCUCGAUGUCAAAGCUCUGAAGAGCCAUAAGCCAAGAUGCUACACGAGCGUUGGUUACAACGCCGUCUCUGAUUCUUUGGCUGUUAAGGAAGGUCACUGGUUGAUGAUUGGUUUCCACAAUCACCUUUUGGCCUCCAAGAUAAUUCGAAAAAUGCUUCACAGCCCACACAGUGGCGAGAAGCGCCUUUUCGCAGUCGGAGAACUUUAGUUCAGGAGCCAACAAGGUUUUGCUAGCAUACGCGACAACUCGUUUAUCCGAGUCAUGGAUCUGGUAUAAUCCUGCACUAAGGCAGUGACAAGAGAAACCGACCUCCAGAUAGAAUGGUCUGUUGCAGUCUGGGUAGGCAAGACAAGGAGCUGCACAGAGUUUGUCUUUUAAAGCUUGCAUGGCGUGUUGUUGGGACGGUCCCCAAAUGAAUGGGACGUCCUUUUUCAGUAAGUUGGUGAGGGGUUUUGCUAAGUCUGCAUAGUCCUCAAUGAACUGUCGGGAGUAGUUGCAUACUCCCAAAAAGCUGCGAAGCUCUGAGACGUUCGUGGGAGCUUUAAGGUUUGACAGGCCUUGAAUUCGACUCAGCUGUGGUUCGACACCUGUUGGACCAACCAGCAAACCGACGUAGUUCACUUUGGUCCUGCACCACUGACAUUUCGACAGAGAUAUCUUUGCCCCGGCGUUCGUGAGCUGGUUCAGGACAUGGUCAAUCUCAGCGAGAUGCAUGUCCAGGGUUUGGUUCCUCAUUAAGAUGUCAUCGACAUAUAUGAGGGUGCCUCUCUCACUAGCAUCUGGGCAGGCUUUGUUCAGAAAGAUGUUGAACUCUGCUGGCGAGUUGGCAUAGCCGAAAGGGCAUCGGGUGAAGGUGUACUGCCUGUUGGCAAAAGUGAACGCCAGUUUGUGCUGGUCAGCUUCCUGUACUGGUAUCGUCCAGAACCCUGAUGCCACGUCAAGAGUGGAGAAGUAUCUCGCGUCAGUGAUCUUUGGCAGAUCCUGUUGGAGCUGAGCCAUAGGCCACCUGGAAAGGGGAACUUGUUGGUUCAGCUUUCGGUAAUCGAUGGUCAGUCGCCAUUUACCGUUUGGUUUCAGUACCGGCCAGAGUGGGGCUGAGUAGGUACUGUUACAUGGCCGAAUGAUCCCUUUCGCCAAAAGAUCGUCUAUGAUUUCCUGAAUAGGUUCAUAGGACGCUAAGGGAAUUUUGUACUGGCGUACAAAAGUUGGUGGUGCAUCCGGUGGUGUCGGAAUGCGGAUAGAGUGGAUAGAGGUUAAGCCACAGUCAAGCGAGUCUUUUGCGAAAGAGGCUCGAUAUCUGUGCAGAAGUUUGCGAAGCUUUUCACGCUCCUCUUCGCCGUUCAGGGCGUCUGCCUCAGCUACGAGCUGUUCGACUUUGGCAUCAAAGUCUGGAUCGUGCUCAGGUGUUUGCCCGGUUGGGAAGAUAGAGGGUUCUACCCCGGAAAAUGUAUGGGCCGAUUCUGGCUCCGAAAUGACGCUUAGGACUUGCACUGUGUGCAGGAUCAUCUGUGAGUCCUCAGAGAGGUCGACCUGACAGAUGGUGUCGUGGUCCAGCGGUACAGUUGGGAAGAGCGAGAUAGCCCUGGAAGGUAGGGUAUGAAAGACCUGUUCCGGCGAAUGGUCUGACAUCAGAGAACGGGGCAUUUUUCCUAUUACAGGAAUCCUCAAUUCAAAGUCGUGGAACGACGUGCUGAUCAACCAACCCAGCGGGGUGGAUUUAGGGAUCAGGAUAUCUUCGGGUGUCGUGUUUUGUACAAGCAAGUGUGUGAAUCUCGAGUGAAGCUCAAGAAGAGGAGUUGCCUGAGUAGACAGCCCUAGUUUAAGAAAGAGCAACGACGGCUGGAAGAAAGCUUGAGUGUGCGACAGCUUUUGUCCACGUUGUAGGUUCAAGCGAAUGGGAACGUUUGUGGUCAUUGCAGGUAUGACAAUGUCAAGUUCAUUGGCUACCUGACAGGCUUCAGGGAUCGACUGUCCUGAUAUGAUGUUGUCGACAUCAGGGGUCAGGGUUUCCUCAUUAACACUGGUAAGGGACCACAGUAUGUUGUUAAUGGUAUCGACCUGGACUGCCAACCUGACCAGUAUAUCACUUCCCAUGUAGACCUGAUAUGGUAGGUCUGGGAUGACCAAGAAGUGGUGAGUCAUCUCCCUUUUGUUCCAUCGCACAGUUAAGGCACAGACGCCUUCAGCAGUCAUGGUAGCUUUAGGAAGGGAGUCCAAGGGGAAGCGAAAUGCUUUCCGAACACACUGGAGGUUCGGGUCAUCCCUAGACAAGGCGUCGUACAGUUCACGGCUGAUGGCUGAUCUGUCAGCCCAAAGAGCCAAAAUCACAUCGUUGACGUGAUUCUCAUUCAAGUUGAUGCCUUCAGUGAUCAAUGGCCCGGGUGUGUCGGGUCCAUUGGUGUCAUCGAAUUUGCACAAAAAUGUGUCCCUUUUUAUGACUGAGUCAUCGAAAGGCCACGAGCAGGGUUGUGGCUCGUCGUCAGUCAAGUAGGGUUGUUCCGGUGAGCUUACACUUGUCGGUGUGCUUGUAGCAAGUUCACGCGUCAAGGCGUAACACUGAGCCCGAUUCUUGUCGGUUGCUGGUAUGGGUAAUGGUCUGCGGACCUGUGCCCAUAUUUUCAGCUGUCGAUAGUCGAUCAGGGGCUCAAACCGUUUUAAAAGGUCUUGACCGAUGAGGAAAGGAAUCGACUCAAGGGGCGACACAUACACGGGGUGCAUGAUUUUCAUUGGUCCAAUGGAGAUGUUCAACAUCGUCAUUGUAUUUAAAGUCGUACUGUCUGUAGAGUACGGCCGAAUCUCCAUGGCGCAGGGCUGCAGCUUGAUGUCCCUGUUGGACUGCUGCACCAUAUUGCGCAAGCGAUUAAAGAGCGUGGAGGACAUCAGAGUGAUGUCAGCAGCAGUGUCCAGGAGUGCUUCGUGUUGAAGUUCAUUUUCAAGGACGGUAUUAACGUAAAACUUCUGUGCGAUGCCUUUCUCAGUGAGGUUGCACAAGAAUUGGAGGAAAGGUGGUUCAAGCCGAAUAAGUGAGGAGUCUUCUUCGGCUGGCUCCUCUGCGGAGUUCGCCUGUACUACCAAGACGGCGCUGGUAGAUGUCGUUUCUUGUGAUGUGUUGUCCUGAGGUUCAAGAUCGGCAGGAGUGUCAGCUGGUGAGGGUGUCACCGACUCCUGUAAGGACAUACACACGUCCUCCUGAAAUUCAGUUUGCUGGACAGGCAUCAUGUUUGGCUCAGAAGUGUCAUCCUGGACGGCGGCGACAGCGACAGAGAAGAGAUCUGCUUUCUUAUCUCCUUUUCUCUGUAUUCUACGGAUUAUUUGUCUAAGGAGUUUACGUUCUUCCUCUGUCAGAUCAGAGGACUUUGAUUCACCCUUAGCUCCGCCUUUAGAUCCACUACCCUUCUGGGGAGGGUCUGAUUUGGCCUUUGUACCCAUCUCUUCGUCAGAAAAUGCUGAUUGAGACUGCGGGUAAGGUCGCUCUGAGUUUCGUUCUCGGCGUGGGCCAUAACGAUCUGACCGGUCUCUCCACCCCCUGUUAUCAGGUCGGUAGGGCCGAUGGGUGUCAUCCCUUCUAGGGUGAGCCCCAUCCCUGCGAGAGUACGAGGGUGGACGAUCUUCGUCAAAUCUGACCUGGUGUUGUUCACUGUCAGACCGAGGCUGCUUCAGGUUUUGACCUUUAUCAGCUGGCUGAUAUCGGGAAGUUUUCAGAUUCUGGGUUGGUCGGGCUGUUGCAGUUUGAGGUGCAUCUGAAUGCGCACCCACGGCACCACCCUCCAGAUCUAGGGGCAUGGACCUUGUGUCCACAGCCAAGACAGUACCAGGUUCGGCUUUCUUGGAUUGGGUGUGUCGCUGUUUAGCGAAGCCUUUUACAGCCAGUUCGCGGAGCUGUCUGCUGUUUAAGGUUCGGGGACAAGCAGCAACACCAAGAUGAUGACUCGUGGUCGGAUGGAGGUUUUGAACAAACAAAGUCUUAAAGUUUAGAUCUUCCUCCAUUUCAGGUUCAUUUUGACAACCAAAGUAAGCCUGGCGAAGGCGACCGUAGUACAACUGGGGAGAUUCCUGUCUCUCCUGUUUGACUAACAGUGCAGCAGCUAAACCAGUGGGUGUAAGGGAGUCAGAAAACUCGUCAAUUAAUGCCUGACACAGCAGGUCAUAGUCAUUCUUGACCCGACGCGGUUGUCGUUCAAUGAAGCUGCUAACCUCUCGAUUGGAGGUAGCUUUGAUCAAGUAGAUUUUGUCAUCCACAAGAGCACCUGGAAACUUCCUCAAGUAGAAGUCGAUGUCUUUCAAGUAGGUGCUUGGGUCUUCUGAACCUUUUCGACCGGGUUCAAAUCGUGUGAUGUUACGAGCCAUCUUGUCCAGAUCCCUGUCUGUGGGAUAUGCCGCUUGACGAGCAGCAGGCGUGGACUGAGGUUGGUAACUCAGGGAACGAUACCCGGAAGGUAUUGGUUGGGGAAGGGGCGACAAAGUAUGACCCGAGUUCCGUCCGGUGUCAUCCGGACUUGAUCGACCUGAAUGUCCUCUGGGGACACGACUCGGUCGGAAGGUAGGGAAUGGAAGCGUCUGUUGACUGCUUGGCGAGCUUCGCCCGCUCUGAUCUUGCUGUGGUUGACCCAGACUAAAUUUCCUCUGAGUCUCGAGGAGCAUUUGCUUUAGAUUAGCAGAAUGUCUCUCUUCUGCUUCGAGGGCCACCCUUUUACUUUCAAACUGGGCCUUCCAGUCCCUUGCAUCAGUUGAGGACUGAUCUAGGUUGCUUUUCAUUCUUGACAACUCCAGUAAUUGUUCAUGAAUGGUGGACCUAGCGUCCGAAAGCUGAGCUUCCUUUUCCUCAAUGGUGUCAUGCAACUCUGAGAUUUGAGUUACUAAGGAAGGGUUUUGAUCAUGUUGGGAUGGAGGCUCUGCUUGCCUCUCAUCCAAACUGUCUCGAGCUUGCUGUAGAGCCCUUUCAGUGCCUCCCAGCUCCUUUUUGAGAUCAUCAAUUUCCUUCAUUUGUGCCCGUAUCUGUUCUUGGGCCCUUCCCAUGGCUUCGUCUUGUCUCUUAAUUUGGACAGACAUCACACAAGCCAAGCGUGCUAAAGCUUUGGGGAUCUCUUUCUCUUUAGGUGGGUGUUCUGUAACCCAAUCGAUCACCUCAUUCAACACAGUUUGAAGCCCAUUGUUAUCAGUACGAUUCGCUUCGUCUACAUAACCUGGGAGCAGCGGCUGAGUCAGAGUUGUCAGCGCAUGCUUUAGCUCCUCACUAAAUAGUUGCCAACUUGCCUCCUUACGUUCUGCCAUGUUACUUCAAGUUUAGUAAGGUUGGUAGGUUAAUGAGUUUAACAAAAUAGCCGUGCCUAUAAAGCAAAUUGAGAAAAGCUGUGAAUUUAGGACCAGAAGAUAAGCGCUUUAAGCAAAGUCUGGUUCACGCUAAAAUAGCUGGAUGUUUAUUUCCGGAAUGAAACAAACAAAGGAAGCUAAAACAGAAUUUGGAUUUUAGCUGAAAAAGAAUUACGUACAAAAAUCAAACCUAAUCACAGCCAAAUCUCAUAGUCCAAACCGGAUUUGGUCAAAUAAACUUUACAGAAAGGAGUACAGGGAAACCUUAAAAGUAAAUAGCGGAUUGUCAGCUAAGCGUGGAAGGAAGGUAAAAGCUGAAAGUAAUCAGGAUCAACAAUGCAGUUGUAGAUGCAAUUAAAUCUUUCAAGUCUUCACCAGAUAAUCAAAGUAAAAUUGUCCAAAUUCAAUUGACCUAAAGGGAUAAAACAAAAAUUCUGAUCGUAGGUUGAUUAGGGAAUUAUUGAAUUAAUUGAUUAAUGUUACAUUAAUGAAUUAAUUAACUAUUGCCCUAAGUCUGUGAUCACAUUUAAGUGUUUUAUGAAGGGUCACAGAAAGAUGGAGGCAAUGAACAAUGAUUACAGGAUGACAAAGAUUUGAUUCAGCUAUUCUCCUUGAUAAGGCAGGUGAUCUAUCUGUACAAAGUAAAAAUAAAAGUUGUUUAUCAAGUAAAUCAACGUUUUAUUUGUAGUACAGAAACUAAAGACUCAAUCAACCAACUCAAUCUGACUAUGUCUGCAUGGCAUCUGUUUGACAACAGGGAGGCGUGGCAGUCGGCUAGACUGCAGUCUGUUUACAAUGAGGUCCAAGCAAAACAAAAGCCACGUGGCUGUGAGCCGGCUUGCAGUGCUUGCCGCUCACCACACGAGGGCGAUGUUCUAGGGGGCGGUUCAACCGCUCCGUACGUCGCGACGCAACGUUAUGACGUAACUAUUGGCUCCACCCCUCGGGGUGGCCUGCCUAUUCAACACUGGCCGAGUAGUCUCUCCAAUGGACACCAAAGGGUUAACACCUCACUGCGGCUGCGCGCGCAGUGGCAAUGGGAAGAUUCAACGCUGCGUCUCUAACAGCGGAUUGCUUCACCAGACUCCUCUGGGAGUAACCAGAGUUUACACAGACAGAUCUUACAACAGCAGACAAAACUGCGGACUUAAAUUCACGAAAUGCGGCGAUUUGUGAAAAAGAAUCGUGUCUGAAAUCACUCUAACAACCUCUCACUGGAAACAGUGAUCUCCCGCGACAGGUAGCUAAUCUGCCUGGGAAUGAGGGAUAAACUGAAUCCUUUACAGUUACUAGAACUUCGUAGCAGACUAUACAGGGUUCAGGGACUCGGAACCACGGCUCGGAGCUUCGCGAACACCGGGUCCGGCCCAAGGCCUUCUAACACAAGCGUACGGCGACGCUGAAAAUCGUGCACUCAAAAAUUAACAAUCUGGGUACGCGCGGCGGCGGCGCGCAGAGCAGAAAGCGCAGCCUCGCUGCAAUCCAAAACAAUGAUCCACGUGGUCUACGCUCACACACAAAAGUAUGCAGCAGCAAAAAAAAUCAGCGCUAUUACACAGAGCUCAAUAUCAUCAGAACAUGAAACAGAAAAUACAUCAAACGCCCAGUUCAGCAAUUUCAAAAAGCAUCAGACAUACAUUAAGCAAGCAAUCCAGUAAUUUCAGCAAGCAUAGCAUAGAUCUUAAGAAGUCUAAGUUGGGAAAUUGGGUUUCUCACUAGUUUGGGAAUCUAAAAUAAUCUUAAAGUUGUCUGUUAGUGCCUUACAGAAGUCGUUUGAAUGGCCUCACACGGGGCACCAAAUACUGUAGCGAUUUUAAAUUCAAAAUAAAUGUCGAAAAUUAAUCAAAUUAAAUUAUGACAUUUAUGCACUCGUUGAAGGGGCACCACCCACCUUUCUGGUGGGAAAAAGGACGAAACAAAGUUCAAUUGAGUAAUUAAACGUUGGAUCAGUCUUACACAGAUUUAAAUCAGUCUCUCAUCUGAGGCCGGAAUUCUUCAUUCAGGGACUACUUUCUGAAAGACCACUAAGACGACAACUUAGAAUUAAAUGGACAAUUUAUUAACAGCUAUAUGAUAACAAAACGUCAAUAAAUGAUGAUCAAAUAAUGAGCAAAUCAAAGCACAUCUAAUGAAUAAACGAAGGAAUGGUUUAAAUUAAACCUAAGACUGGAGGUUAAUAAUAGUGAGUGAAUAAAGGGGAAAUUUAACCUACGUUAACGGAGUUACGAGGGUAAAUAAAAGGAAUUUGGAGAACUAAACUAUAACUUAUAAGAGUAAGCUACUGAACGGUUGACGGCAUCACCCAGUUCUCAUCACAGCAGUUUAGAGGAUUUAGCCUACUUUGGACGUCGGUUCUCAGCGGCACCCUUGGAAUGGAUCAGCUGAAGUUCUGUGGCUACCGGACCGGAGACUGAAGGUUCGGCGGGGAAUUCUUCCGCCGUGUCUGGAUCUCAGCUUCAGGACCGUGUCAGCGCCGUUAGAUACUUCGGAUCUCUGGGCCUCUCGGAACCAGGUGGCAAAGCAGCUUGGCAGAUGAUGCUGGUCGGCGUUCAGGACUUGCUUGGUUGCAGAUUAAUUCGCGCCAAUAACUUAAGAAAAUAAUUUCGCUGGCCAGCCGAUAUUAUCUUCAGGAGUCACUUUAGCGAACAAAAAUAAAAGACUUAGACUGAGGUUCUCUUAUGCGCGCAGCUUGUUACUGAGGCUCUAAAGGACUUGGGAAUGCUUUCAUCCAAGUUUAGAAUAAAAAUCUGAGCUUAAGGCAAUUAAUAAAACGCGGGGAAAAUUGCGAACGAUAGGCGAAGACAAAAGAAAACUAGACGAAGACAAAAACGGAAGAGACAAAAACUGAAGAGAAGACAAAACUGAAGAGAAAACUAAAACUGAAGAAAAACAGAAGACCGAGCAAAGACUCCCGGGCUCUUUUAAACCAUCCCGUGUGGGCGUGAGCCAAGAGGAAAGUUACAGCCAAUGCUGUAACCCGAUGCAGCACAUCGACUGGCAGCGAAUUUAACUCAACUUGAUAUUAAAAGCGAGCUAGAUCUAAUUUACUCACUCACUAUGAUUAAACUGUUUAUAACAUCACAUACGAUCACAUUUCACUUCAUUGUUUCUUAUGAGCAGACGCAUUAAAGCAUGACAUUGAAAACAGUAAACUUUGAUCAGCCGUCUUCUUGACACUAACAGAGGAUUAACGACUUUUAAAAGUUAGAGAGGGACAGAAAACAAAUUAUCUAUUCGAACAGAAACACCAUCCAGCAUAAGAAACACAUAUGUAAUAAUAUUUGACAACAUUAUAACCUUGUCAAUCAAGCUUCCUAGAUGAUUAAUAUAUAUUUUUGUGUGAGGUAGAUAAAACAUAGUAUGGAUACAUUCCGAAACUCUUAACUUGAGUCUAAACGAGUUUCACGUUACUACUUCUAAACUACUAGCCUAUCUUGGGAAUACCAUUUACUAAGCUACGAAGUGUAUAACAAAAGGAAAGAAAUACACGUGAUUAGAUUCCUGCCAUUUGGCUCUGAUCAAACCAUAUUCAGGCAUCACCACUAGGAGGAGCUCUUGGUCCAUGGAAAAACCUGGAAUAAAUUUGUGAAGUUAACAGUUUGGCUUGUGGAUAUGUUACAGAAUUGGGAAAAAGACCAUUUCAUUAAGAAUGUGGUGUACAGACAGAAAAUCCUGGUGAAGUGUCCAUUAAACAUGAAGUUAAACCAUUUUCAGGCAUCCUCUUCCUUCUGCUCUGCAAAGAAAGCCAAGGAAUUUAUGGCAGGUAUCUGGUUUUUCAGAUUUGGCGCCAACUGGCCUGUUUUCCCCCCUAGGUCAUUGGGUUAAUCCUGAGGUGUCAAUUCUGAUCUUUCCCAACCAGGGUGAGAGGCUCCGUGUUUAUGGGUCUGUGUGGUUGAUAAGCAACUUGUCCUUUUUGGGAAGCGUUAAAGAUUCACUAUCACCUCCCAAAUGGUUGCCUAGGUCGUAAAUGGGAACUUGGUGUGCAAACCGUUACUCCCCCAUUUCCUGUCCAAACCAGAGGAGCCUGCAUUCCUUUGAGGGGUGAAUUCAAGGUGGAUAGCAGAAAGCAGUUGUCUCAUUACAGUCGGAAUAAAAUAACCAUGAAAUCUGCUGCUUGGUCGAGUGUGACGGAGAUGAUGAAGGAACUCCUCUUCACCUGCAUGUGUGGGACCUAAAACCUGAAUCAUGCAGAGAGGAGACCUGGGCCCGUAUGCACGUUGAAAGCGUUUAGCAUAAACGCGAUUAGGGCUUAAACGCGUUUAGUUCCUAUACGAUUUUGGUAUGCACAAUGCUGUAAACGGAACCGUAUAGCUAACCGCGUUUACUGUGUCUUAAACGGGUCGAGUGACGCUCGAGUGACGGUUCGACUGACUGUCAACUGAUCCACUCCUACCAACUCCCCACACACGUCUUGGAAAGAAGAAGUGGCGUAGUACCGUAAGGUUACAAGGACUUGUUGUAGUGGAGUGAGGGUGAAUCCUCGGUUCGAAAGUUCAAUUUCAGCGGAAAUCUCCUGUGUGAGGUCGAGAAUAUGGUGCCGUCGAAAUCUAAACUUACGGAACACUUCAUGGUCGUCAUACGUGUCGAAGGGGUGUUUUCUGUCACGAAAAAUCCUGUUUCGACGCAAUUGUCGCCGCUGUCUUCCUUAGAACAACAAGAGUGCCGCCAUAAUUAAACGCGUUUAGACCCGCUAUUGGACCCCCAGAGGUGCGAUAACUUUAAACGCGAAAAUCCGUAUAGGAACGGCUAUACGAAGUGACGUGCAUACCGAUAUUUUUUGCGUUUAGGAGUUAAACGCGUUUAGCCCUCUAAACGCGUUUUGCCAAGCAACGUGCAUACGGCCCCAGGUUUAAACAAGAUCCAGAAAGAUCAAGAUUUGAGAUACUUUUUGGAAACCAUGGACACUUGUGUUCCCAGCGAACUUGACAAAAGUCCAGAUCCCCUUUUUCAGCAGGAAAAAAACUUAUUUCUGGUCCCAGGUUAUGAAUUCAGAAUCAGGUCUUUGUAUUCAUCGUGGUGGUCACAUGUGAGAUUAGGCCAUCACAAAGACAUGAGUGGUACGAGUGAAAGAGGACACAGUCGUACCAGACCCAUCAUCACGGAGGGCUGAGCUGUAUGAGACUGGUGAAAAGACUUCGCAUCUGCUGUUUCUCUUUUUUCAGCCUGUCAUGGUCGUGAUCGCAGGAACUGUCCACAGAGACUUUGGAGAAACUCUGCAUGAAACAGCUGGAGCUAGGGUCUUAAUUUAGCUCUGGGGUGAAUGAUCUACACAGGGUCACAGCACAGGAGCGAAAAUUUUAGUUUUUUUCUUAUAAAGAUUUAGCAUGGAUAAAAAGCUGUGCAGGUGACUUCAGCUCCUCCACCAGAUAAUGCCUCAUUUGCAUGAUCUGCGGGCCCCGUUGGAAAAAUGCAGAAAAUUCUUUUGCUCACAGGAAAAGUCGCGGCAGAUCAAACUUCUCCUCGCCGAGUGGGGGGUUUGUGUCGCCGUGCAGCCGAUCAGGAAGUCUGCAGCGCUUGAUUUUAAUUAGCCUCCCAUUUCAUGCUGCCAGCAGGACGUGUGUGCACAUAGCAGCAUGUAAACCUCUAAAGGUCAAAGGUCAGCAGCGGAGGCAAACUAAAGGAAAAUUACAAAAAAUUACAAAGAAAUGAUGGGAUUAAACUCUGAAUGUGAGUUUGAAUCUUUCUAAGGACUCUUUUUUUUUUUUCCAGGAGUUUCUGCAAACACUUUGUCUGAUCUUCACUUCAAAAGGAUGUUCAGGGAUUUAGAGUCCUUGUUUGUGAGUGUUUUAAGGUCUGGGGAAUGUUUUCUGGCAAUGAGGGUCUUCACAAGUAUAUAAUUACAAACGUCUGUGUGUGUGUGUGAGUGUGUGUAAAGGUACAGUCACUUCUAAUAAGCGCCGCACACUUUCUUUAACACACACACACAUAUACAUACAUGCACACGCAGUAGGGGGUCUGUCUGAUUAGUUUCAGGUGUGUGUGCGUGUUGUAGUAGUGUGUGACCAAAGCCUGACACCUCUGUAACAAGCCUGAAGGGCGUGUGUGUGUGUGUGUGUUUGUGUGUGUUUGUGUGUGUGUGACAACGGGGUCAAAGCUGUAAAAAGCGCUCAAACACACCUCAUGAGAGUCCACCUCUUUGUGCUGGGAUGAAAGAAAGGGAUUCUGGGUAACUGUAGCCAUAUAGAAAGUGUGCGCUCACACCUCAGAUUAUCUCACUCUUCGUCUUGUGUUACUCGUUCAUCUGGGUGGAGCUCAAAGGAUAUCCAUUUCCUCCGCCAGCCACCCUUUUUUUUCUGCAGAAAACUGAGUCCAGUUGAUUUUUCUGGAAGAUCUCCAUCCCUGACGUCACCCAGUGGAGCCCGGCAGGUGUUUGAUUACGGCCGGGUUACCAUAGCAACAGUUAUCAAAGUUACAGGUUCAUGUAGAGAGGAGGACGCAGUGUGCUGCUUGCAGGUUAUUAACUGAAUUUUGGCACCUUGAGCUCAUAAAUGCUGACUUUAUUACUCAGUGUCGAUGAGAUUCACCAGUGUCCAAGGCUUCGUUGUUUGAAGUAGUUUCAGCCGCUCCGUUUGGCUCGGCCCGGCUUUGGCUGCUUUUCCAUUUUUGUGUUGUGAACUGAAUCCUUUAGAAACAGCAUUUGACGAUCUGUUCACAGUAGGUCAACCAAAAGAUUACCCAAUAGUAACAGGCUCCAAUGGAGGCACGUUGCCGCCUAUAUUUAAAGCCAAGCGUGGGAUGUUGUAGUAAAUCCUGGUCCAUCGUGCUGGUGUGAGUUCUUGUUUGCAGAGACGUCUUUGCAGGAGAAGCUGAGAGUUAAAGAGCUAGGGCCUGAUCAGCUGGACGUCAAAACCUUUAGAGGAAGAAAAGAGAAGAAAAUCUAACAUUAUGUAUUUCUAAUAUUGUUAUUUAUUACAUCUAAGAAUAACUGUGUAUGUAUUUGAAAUGUCAUUUAGAGUUUGAACUGUAUUUUAAAUGUGUGGUUCUCUCUCUCUCUCUCUCUCUCUCUCUCUCUCUCAGGUGCAGUCAGGUACAGAUGGAGGUCGCAGGUUGGCCGUCACCCUCAGAGCUGACAGUGAGUUUCUUGCUUAAAAAAAACUUAAAAUCGUUAACUUUAAGGAGUUUGAACCCCUAAAUCUGUGAGUUAUCGCCUAAAAGCAGUUUGAAGCCUCAAACACAAUUUCACAUCCAACAUUUGGGAUUCUCAAAGAUGCCGUUACUUUGUUUUAGUCUAUGUUCAUUUUUCCCACCGAGCUGGAGCCCCUCUUUCCCCCCUCUUCUUCCUCCUCCUCCGCCGUCUUUUGUUCUUUUCUCCUAAAAGUCAAGUUCCUGAGCCGUAGCCGAUCCUCCCUCCCGCCUUUGUCCGUGACCAUGAGCGAGGAGCACAUUCACAGUGCUCUUUGUGUGCGUGUGUGUGUGUGCGUUUGUGCGUGUUUCAUGAAAAGUGUGUUUGUGUGUGUGUUUGCAGUUUUUAAGCAAACUCUACAACAAACAGAGAUGAAAACAAGAAAUUUGACUUUUUAUUCCAACUUUAGCCUGAAAGGUUUAUCAUAUUCCCUUAUUUUUAGACUCUUUUCCCAACCUGCAGAUACUGUAGUUGUCAGAUGACUGAACUCUGCUCCUGAAGUAACGAGUCCAGUAUAAAUAUUUGGAUCAAACUGAAAGAAAAAUGUUUAAAAACUGUCCAACUGUUUGUUACCUUCGGUUUAUUUCUGUCAGCUGAGGGUACGACUAUGUGCAAAUGAAACCAAACCUUCAGCUGUGCAUACUACUCUGUUAUUCCAAAAAUGACCGUAGCCUAUUCAUUAUUAUUUAAUCUGAUCCAAAUUCACCUCUAACGUGGAGGUCAAAGGUCAGGAGGUCAUGUGGCUUGAAGCUGAUAAUGCAUCCUGUUCUGAAGAAAAGCCGAGAGGAAAAGUGAUAAAAUCUGCAAACUUUAGCCAAACCGAAGCGCUGAGGUGUUUUAGCAUGACAAUUAAACCACCUCAGCUUGUGUGUGUGUGUGUGUGUGUGUGUGGACUGAGCGACACACCUCACUGCCUCCUUUCCUCCAGCUUUUGGAGGAUGACGGAUUGAGGAGAGUCCGGAGCUUCCUCUUCCUCUCGCCUUAUUGUCACACAGAGUGACCUUUGACCUCUGUUGCAUCACUACCUGAAGCUGAUUAGGUCAGCAAUUCUCUCAAUAAAUGUGAUUAUUUUUCUUUCUUUUUUUAAUUUGAAAAAAAAAGAAAGUCCUAGUUUGUGUUGCUGCUGGUGAAGGAGGUUCUCCUGUCAUGUUCUCCAAGAGUUCCUCCUCAAAGUCAGGACCAGAUCUUUGUCCAGAUAAAGUUACUCCCCCUUGAAAGAGCUCCUGAGAUGAAAAACCUUUCAGUGGAUUGAGAGGGACUUUGAAGAGGCCUGAGAGGAAAUAGCAGAAAGACCGUGUAAGAGGAGGACAGCUCUAUUAUAUGCAUUUGAAAAGUCCAGUUUCAACCCUGCAUGCAUCCCUUUCUCUGUCACUGGGUGGGUUUUAAAGCCCAAACUAGCUAGUUCUUAGUAAUCUCAUUGAAAGCUGCAGCAGGUUUCUGGCAUCAUGAAAAAUGAGAGCCUUAUUACAACCUGCAGCCUCAGGAAAACCACCAGAGAUCCCAGAGGCAAACCUCUGACUGAGCAUGUCCCAACAAAGGUCCGUCUGCGCAUAUGUGGUAAUUCAGAGGCCUGCAGUGAUUCUAAACCAGGCGAUUAAUAAUAUCAAAUCAAAUCAAAUUUUAUUUAUUUAGCACUUUUCAUGCAAAAGCAAAUACAGCACAAAGUGCUUUACAUGUUAAAAACAGUUUGAAAACAAUUUCCCUCACCCCAUACCCAGCCCCUCACCUCGCAGAGACCCCGCCCUAGCGCACUCACACACACACACAGAUAAAGCAAUCUUAAAAGGAUGUCGCUGAGUACAGAGGAGCCAGGUCAGAAAACACCAGGAGGCCGACUGCACCAGAGGCUGCUCACGGCCCAGGGCCGGGACACCUCCACCCUGGCGUGCGCCCUGCCGCAAUCCAGUAAGGGUCCCACAGCAGGAAGCACUGCUGCAGACCCCCACCCGGCCAAACUGAAUGCACACCACGAGGCAAAGAAAUCACAGAGAGGUAGUCACAGCCCUCAGUACAGGUGGCCCCCCCUCUGGAGAAACACAAUAAAAACAUAAAAACAUUGACUACAUCAACUAAGAACAUCAAAUCAAAUCAAAUUAUAAAAUACAAAUAAAUAGCAAAAACAUCAUUUAAAAUAAGUUGAUAAAUACAAUAAACAAAACAUUUAAAAUCUGGACUAAAAUAUAUAAAUAAUAUAAGAUAAAAUAAGAUUAUAUAUACUGUACAUAUAUGUUUUUAUAUAUAUGUAUGUAUGAGAUAGAUUAGACUAACAAGUAUAGUUAGUGAAAAAAGAGCUGAUUUAAUGCUUCUCACUGUGUCCUCAGUCACGUACCCUUCUGUUAGUUUGUGCCAUGUAAGCUCUCCUUGACAAGGUAGCAAAACUUCCCAGAACACCUGUUUGGAUGCUCUGCUGCGUCACCAGAUCUUUAGCAGAGCCACACUAACUGUCACACUGAGAUCCUCCUUUUAAAACCUGAUCUCUGAUUUCUUCAGAGUCCCGUUCAGACCAAACAUUAAUGUGGUUCAAUUUGAUGAAGCUUUCUGUAGUCAAGAGGGAAUUCGUCUUAUUCAAGUAAGACUUUUUGUACUUUUUAAAGACGAGUUUUAAUCGUUCAGAAUCACAGAUUAAAUAACACAAAGAGGAAGGUCAGGCAGCUCUGACUCCCUCUUUUGACCCUGUUGUAACAAUUUAAAGCCUCGAAGAGGAAGAGGAGAAGAUGAGGAAGAGUUUGGGAGAAAGAAGAGGUUAAAGAUGAAGCUUUUACUUUUUGAACACAAAAUCUGGUCAUCUUUCAUCCUCCUCUUCCUUUCUUUUGUCUUUAAAAAACUCUAAAUACAAAGAGGAGGAAGAGGAUGCACAAUCUACCACCUUCCUCUCUCCUUUGUUUUCUUUAUAAAAGCAUUAGGAUAGAGGAAGAGGAGGAAGGAGGAGGAAGAUGAGCGUCCAGCCGUGAGCUUCUCCUUCAGCCCUGAACAUGACCCCGCUUUGAGGAAGAGGAGCAGUGACUUGUAUCCUAUCCCAUGCUCCCCUCUAACCUCCUCUCAGUCUCCAUCCUUUUUAAGCUCCUCUCCUCUGUCCCUUCUUCCUCCUCCUCUUCCUCACCUCAAUCCUCUUCGUCAAUGGGAGGCUGGCAGGAGGGAAGAGGAGCAGUGAGUCGUGUCUGAGCUCACGCCCACUCUUCUUUCUGCCUCAGAAGUCCAGCUUUUCUCCUCCGAUCCGCUGAGUUCAUGGCUGGCUGCUCUUCCUCCUCCUCCUCCUUCGUCACUCCAUCUUCAUCCUUUAUGAGAUAAAAAUGAGGAUCAGGAGGAGGUUGAAAUUGGGUGUUGAAUGGUUAGAGAACAUGUGAUUGACAGGCUCUUCCAGACAAUGAGACAAUAAAAUCCUAGUUUACACCAAUAAUCAUUAUAAACUCUGAUUAAUGAGGAAGUGAGCGAUUGAUGAAGACCGAGUUAAAGCUGCCGCACCUCUGGACCUGAGGUCUUCCUGUUCCAAAAGAAUCAGUUCCUGCUUAAAGUGGUCUAAGGAAGGGAAACAGGUGAACAGGGACUGGCAGGACUCACUUAAAGGUGAGGAGUGGAGGCCGGUCUGGUCUGGAUCAACCAAAGACCUGCUGGACCCUCAAAAUUCUGAAAACAGUCCUCCAUCCUCAUAUCCUGAAAAAGCCUCGCAGACCACACUGUUGACCUGUCCUUCUUUUUGUCGAUAUAAAUUUGGAAAUGUUGGACUCUGAGUAGCGCCAUCUAGUGGACAUAUUUGGACGUAUGAGACGAUUACACCAGUCAUUUGUUUAUAAAUCUAUUGUUGUAUAAAGGACUCUUAAGAAACCAGCCGUCACUCUUGAUAACAUAUUUUAUAUCACUGUCCCCUCACAGAUCAUUGUGCACAAAUACGUCUGCACGAGCUCAGCGCUGUGUAAGAUAAAUGUAAUAGAAAUAUAUUUAUGCAUGAGAGAAAUUCCUCUUUGAAUCUUUGGGAUGUUGCUGAAAGAACAUUUCUGAUACAACAGAAAGUUUUCUGAUACAGAAGAAAUGAAAGCAUUACUUUCAUUUCAAAAUGCUUUCAAAAGGACUUUUAUUUUGAAAGGGUAUUUAGGAACUAAGGUCACCUUCUGUACAAUGAGGACAUUAGUGCAACAGUUUUUCAAUAGUGCAUGAAUUAUAUGUCAAGAAAAUAAGGUGUGUGUGUGAUGUUCCUAAACUCUCUCUCUCUUUCUCUUUGUGAAUGUCUCUCGCCCUGCAGAUUGUUCUCUAAACUACCCGUUGGGGAAACAUGUGAUCCAUGAGGUCACCAACGUCUCCUUCAGUCACCUCGCCUGUGAGGAUCAGGCUGCCGUGGUCGUCCACUGGUCCGCCAGUCCACUAGGUACCUGUUUUUAUACCUGAUAACCUGUGUGUGUGUGUGUGUGUGUGUGUGUGUGUGUGUGUGUGUCAGUCAGUGUGUGUCAAUAUGUGUGUGUGUGUGUGUGUGUGUGUGUGUCAGAUGAAGUGGGGAAAGUUUGGGAGGAGGAACAGGAAACUAAACCCUUCAAAGUGCUCAAAUCCGUAAGAUUACCCUGCUGUGUGUGUGUGUGUGUGUGUGUGUGUGUGUGUGUGUGUGUGUGUGUGUGUGUGUGUGUGUGUGUGUGUGUGUGUGUGUGUGUGUGUGUCAGUCAGUGUGUGUCAAUACGUGUGUGUGUGUCCCUUUGAUCAGGCCCUCAGUAUAAGAAGGAGGAUCACAUCUCACACCACAAUACCAGGAUUUGACCGUGAAGGAAUGUGUGUGACUGUGUGUCCCUGUGUGUGUGUGCGUUCUUGUGUGUGCAUGUGUGUGUGUGUGUGUGUGCCUCUCAGUGUAAGGUGAACCUCUCUCUCUCUUUGUGUGUGACAAUACAGCCUGUUGUUUCUCAGAGAAGAGCCCGAAUCGUCUCCAAAGUCAGAAAAGUCUGUUGAACUUCUUCUGUUAAAACAGCUGAUUUUUGAUGAGCCGCUUUCACUCAAGCUCCUCCGAUAAACUCCCUGAAUUUUCCAGGAUCUUUGCCUCCAAAGUUUUCCAGAUUUGCUUUUUCACACGUCCGUCAGAGUGAAAAGUUUUUGGCGAGUGAAGGGCGAGAUAUGACUUUGCUGCAUAAUACAGACGGAACAACAGAGAGCUUUGCAAACGGAUCACAUGACUGAAAUGUCAACACCUUGGCAUUUAAAUCACAUAAACUGCCUGAAAUCUCACUAAACCUUAUUUCACACAGUCAGUCUAACAUACCCAGAUAAUGUGGUCGGGGGUCGAUUUUAUCUUACAUGUAUACACUGGGGUCUGAGCAUGCUCUUUAGCUAGUAGACUGAGAAAUUGAACAGCAGAAACACAUGGAGAGUAAACAAAACCCCAGCAGAAGAAGACUGUAGCAUCAUACACUUACGGCAGGUACAGAGCUGUAAAGUUAUCUGUGUUUUCACUGUUUGGUAUCCAACCUUUGAGCCUCCUGCUAAAGCAUUUGUUGAUUAUUUUGGUACAUGACGUAACAGAGAGGCAGUCCAAUAGCAAUGAGCUGAACGGGGCACAGAGGUGGAAAAACACUUCAGUCUGGAAUCAGUUCUCUCCUGAGGUUUGCAGACGAGGACAUGGACAGUAGUUUAGUCAAAUCACAUGAGCAAGCUGUAACUGUUGCUCCACCUAACUGUGUAUGCAAAUUUACUGAGUGUUUUUCUAGGCUAUGAGAAUGCAUGACAAUCUUCCACUGCGAGGCUCAUGUGUGAAAAGGAAAAGUCCAGAGAAAUUCAGGAUCUGCUAGUCCAGAGUGUUCGAUCAAAAACAGCAAACUAAAAGCAGUUUUUCUCUCUUUUAAAAUAAAGUCAAUAAGAAACCCUGAGAGAGUUCAAUUUCAUACGACUUCUCACUGGUGUCUGAGAAACUUUGGAGGGGGGAAAGUUGUUUUUGUAAAGUCAGAAACUUUAAAGAAUUGAGCAGAUCCGAAGUGAGGAAAAGUCUGAGCCUGCUGUCUGCUGUCACACUGCAGCUGUCGUUAAAAUGAAGAAAAGAGACCUCCUCGUCUGUCCUCGACUCUGCAGGAGAGACUCAGAGAGGUGUUCAGGAAUCUGCCCGGAGACAGAAAAACCUGUUCUACUACUGCUCGCUCGCCCUUCACUCUCUCUCUCUCUCUCUUUCUCUCUCUCCACUCCCCACAGAGCUAAUAGGAAAAACAUGUCCUGUGGAUGCAAAGGUGUAAUUAUGAGACGCACCAGUUUUCAAAGAGCGGAGGAGGAGGAGGAGGAGGAGGAGGAGGGGAAGAGAGGAGGAAACAAGAAGGGGAGGAGAGGAGUGAUUAGCGAAAAGGAAAGAAGGAGGGAGGGAACAAGGAAAGGAGACUAAGUUGAAUCAAAGAGAGUAAUGAAAAGGACAUGUAGGGGGAAGGAGGAGAGAAAUAAAGGAGGGUAGUAAAGGAGUUGAGGGGUGAGGAUGUGAAGCUGAUAAGGGAAAAUAAGACGAUAAGGAGUGAGAGGAAACGAGGUGGAGAACAGGGAAAGGACACGAAGGAGGCAGAGGAGAUAAGAAAGUGAUAGGAAACGAGGAAAAGAAUUUCUAAAGGAAAGAGGAAAAUUGAGGGAGGAUACAGCAGGGGAAGGAAAUCAGAAGAGAAGAGGACAGGAAACAAGGAGAGGCUGAUUGGAAAAGUAAAGAGAACAAGGGGGGAUAUAGAAAAGGAGGAGUGGGAGGAGGAAAACUAGGAAUAUUAUAAAGAACAGGCAAAAAAGGAAAUGAAAAGAGGAAAGGUGAUAAGGGGGAAAGGGAAGAGAACAGGUUGGCAGAGAGGAUGAGGGUAUGAACAGAAAGAGGGGGAAAGAAAAAAGGAAAGGAUGAAAAAAUAAGAGAAAGUGAGGAUGAAUAAAGUGGCGAGGAGAGGAUAAGAAAGUGAACAAACGAAGGAGAUAAGGUGAGGAGAUUUGAAGAAGAUAGGGAGCAGGAAGCAAGGAGAUGAAUGGAGGAAAGUAAGCAAGAAGAGAAAGAGACAAAAGGAGUUAUGGUAGGAAACAAGUGUAUGAAAGUAAGGACAGAGGGAGAGGAAAGAAAAAGAGGACAGAGGAAAUGAAGGUAGAGAGGAAGGAAACAAAAAGGGUGAGGACUUGUGAGAGGUUAAGCGAGAGCAAAAUUAAAAACUGAUGAUUAAAAAAAGUGAUAAAUAGUUUGAUGGAAAAAUGAGGUGACGAGGGAGGAGGUGAAAAGGAAAAGAAAGAAGGAGAGAAGGAAGGAUUGUUAAAGAUGAAUCUCUAUGUUUGUGUCUCGGCAGGAAUUGAACACAUUAAAGGUUUCCGAGUUUACCUGGAGGACAAAAACCCGGAGGGGAAACAGUGUCAACACCUGAUCCUUAAAGACCCUCGACAGCUCAACUUCUCCUACAGGGUCACGGUACGACCAAAAUUUAUAACAUCGUUUUAACAAUAGUAUGUACACACAGAUGGAUGGUUUGAAAGGUCAGUCUCUGUAGGACUGGUCUUUCCUUUUGUCUUUAUCUUCAUCUGAACAUCUAACCUGCAUGAACUGACCAUGAGCGUGAUUCCUCUUUCUUUAUUCCGAUCCCACAGAAGCUGAGCAGUCAGCCUUUCAGCGGUCUGACCUUUGACACCGACUACAUGGUUCGAGUUGUUCCAUUCCCAACGCUAAUGAACGAGAGCUUCUUCCCUCCCUCCUUCCUCAGGACCAACUGUGAGUGCAGAAGACUCCUCAGAUAAAUCCUGAUGAUGAUUGUCGUUUUGUAGUUGUGCAGAGUUAAAUCAAAACACCUGUUUGGAUCUGUGAGCCUGCAGAAGAAAGACCUGAUGCCUUUAAGUGAAUCAAAGAAAUUAAAGAUGAGGCUAAAACAGACCAGGACACGCUGUCUAAUCAUUUCUGUGUGUUCAUGUUGCAGCGUGUGAAGUCCUCCUGGGAUCAGACAACCUGGUCUGCAAACCCUGUAAGUUCCUCCGUGACGCCGUCAUAACCAGAGCCAUAUGCACACACAAGACUCGGUGCACGGUUUGUUGUCUUGUUCUCCAGGCAGCUCAAAAAUAAAUAAAAACAUUUCCAUAAACUCAUCUGAAGUCUAAAGGAGUCAACAUGCCGUUUCUCUGCUAAAUACAAGAUCAAAACAUGUUUACAGUCAACCAUCUCCAGGAUUUCAUCUGAGAUAUGAGUUUGUGUUUUCAAUAUUUCACAUCCAGCAGAACAAAAGAGGAGCGUGCAGAUGUUUCUGAUUUAAAACCUGCCGGGAAAAAAAUGAGAUUAGGUUUUGUAAUCGUUGCAAGAAGUGACGAGUUUAACGCUGUUUGAAGUGCAUCCGAAGUUUCCAAAAUAACAAAUCAAAAGAACUCUGUUGUGCCUAUGGAAUAAGUGUUUGGAAAAGAGCUCUGUUUGAUCCGUACAGACGAUGUAGGAAGGUGAAAGUUGACACAGGGAGUUACUGUAAUCAUAAAACUAUAAAAACUCACAUUUAAGACACCUGAUGAAGACUUUGGUACUUCUACAUGUUCUUCAUCUCAGGUUAAUCUUUUCAUCCUUCUGUUCAGAUUGGAAACCAAAGACCCUGAACGUGUCUCAGCUGGGAUCAAACCUCCAUGUGGCGUUCGAUCAGGCGCCGUCCUCUUUCGGCUUACACCUGUAUUACCUGUACUACAAACUGAGGCAGGACGGACCCUUCAAACUGCAGCGCUGCAAACCUGUGAGUAUCUUUGGGCUUUGGAGAAACAGGAGGAUCAACUGAGAAUCAUUCGUGUUAAAAAAAAAAACAAAAAAAAAAAAAAUUGUAAAACUUUAAUAAACCUAUAGGAGGAUCGCUGUGGUCAAACAGUCACCUAAACAAAAAUAUGUUGAACUAUCGGCUAGUUUUUCCAACUACAGUGUCUCAUGAUUAAAACAAACUGCAGGCAAAACUGUCUUAAAUAACUUUUUCAUGUGCAGGACCUGAACCAGCUCAGAACGACAUGCAUCCUCCAGGACGUCACUCCAGGGUCCUACACUAUAGAGGUACCGAAAUGCAUGCAUGCGUUUUGUGUUUGAGGUUUCUAGUCUCCAGCUAACAUGAGGAUUAACAUGCAAACACUAAAAUGACCUAAAACCCUCCUCUUUGAAAUUUGAACCUAUUGUUUAAAACGUUUUUUCCUCCUUUUUCCAGUUAAGAGACGACAGUAACGUCACCAGGAGGCAGACUCAGUACCAUGUCAGCCAGGGUACGACACACUCACACACACACACACACACACACUACAAAGUACACACAGUCUGGAGCUGCAGCUGAUCAAGAAAUCAGACCUAAUCAGUCGAUUGCUCAAAUAUGCAUGAAAGUUGUGCAAAAAUCAGGGCAGAAUUCUGUGUCUGGAUGGGUUAUUUCUCUAAAAACUUUGAGUAGAUUUGCAUUAAUCGUUUACUCACGCUGGAUGUGUUUUUUUUUUUUGUGUGUGUGUGUGCAGUCCACUCCCCGUGGGCGGGGCCUAUCAGAGCCAUGGCCAUCACAGUCCCUCUGGUCAUCAUGUCUGCCUUCGCCACCCUGUUCACGGUCAUGUGCCGCAAAAAACAGCAAGGUGAGACCUGUUCAUGAUUUCCUAACCAUCUGUAAAAAUGUCUGCUGACUUUGAUGAACAUUACUCUGAGUGUUUUGGACUCUUUAGACCCUCUGAUAUGUGAAGGAAAACCUUAUAUUUAAUAUUUUGGAUUAACUCCGCUGAUCCAGUGAAGGAUUAUACAUUUAUUUAUGAGUAAGUGAAUCUAUCAUCAUUUCAUAUGUUGACCUAUUGGUAUCCUCCUCUCACUCCUGUCAGAAAACAUCUACAGCCAGCUGGACGAGGAGAGCAGCGAGUCGUCCAAUCAAAGUGCAGCCCUGAACACGGAGCGACCGUGGCCCCGCCCCAAAGUCUUCAUCUGUUACUCCAACAGAGACUGUCCCAAACACACCAGCGUCAUCCAGAGCUUCGCCUUCUUCCUGCAGGACUUCUGCGGCUGUGAGGUGAGACAGCGACAGGACAAACAAACAUGAAUAUAAAUAAAUGUUUAACUUUUCAUAUAUAUGAUCGUUCUUUCAGUGAGCUGUUUUUGAGUCCUUGCUUUCUGUCACGCUCAGGUGGUGCUGGACCUGUGGGAACACCUGGAGAUGUGUAAAGAGGGUCAGAUGUCAUGGCUGAGCAGACAGCUGGAUGAGGCCAACUUCAUCAUCACCGUCUGUUCAAAGGGCCUCCGGUACUGAACUUAUAUUAUAUUAUAUUAUAUUAUAGUUAACACUCAUUUACAACUCUGCUGUACUCAAGUUUACCCUGUCUACUUUGGAUUACACUGAAAGUGAUCCCAGCUGUCAUGAACUCUGCUGCCUGUCAAGUUAAAAAAAAAGUGCUUCAUGUGUUUAUUCAUUAGUUUUAUUUAUUUGUUUAUGUAAAUUAGACAUGCUGUAACAUUUAACCAUGCACAAAUCCCACAAAUGAGAUCUGUGGGAUUUGUUUUGGGUGUGAGAACAGGUCGUUUUUCUCUCAGGCAGGAUUUAAUAUUUUUAUUAAAAACAUUAAAGUUGUGUUCAAGUUUCAACUGGGUGCUGUCAGCUGCAGUUCCUCCUCUGACCACUAGAUGCUGCUAAAAUCAUUCAUUUCUAAAACUAAAGUCCUUAAAAUUCCACUGAAACUUUAGUCUUCUUAUGUUUGUGUGUUUUUGCAGAUAUGAUUUCACAAAAAUAUAGUAAAGCAUUAAGAUUUUUUCUAUUGUGAUCACCUCCAGAAAAACUUUGAUAAUGAAAAUAACCGACAUCUCAUCUAAUUUGCUGUAUUUUAUUUACUGUUGGACUCUGUUUCUUACACAUGGAGAAAAAAUAUAAUCAUUUUAAAUUACUAUAAGAUGAGAUAAAAUACUUUAUUGAUCAUCAAAGGGAAUUUAAAAUCUUAAAAAUAAAAUCAAUUAAAAUAGAAUAAAUAAAAACACAACAGCUUUGUUCACAGUCAGAAAGAGCGGGCCAGCUCAAAAAUUUAACAUGUUGACUACACAGGCAUAACAAAACACAGCGAAACUGUUGUAUUACCAAAUGUCAUCAAUAACUUAUAGCUAUUGACUAAUAUUAAAAGCCUUUUUUGUAUUUAUACCACAAAAAAAGAUGCUUCUUUAAUAGAAUCCUGCCUACUCCACCUUUAAGUUAAUAAAGUUGCUAUGUUACGAGGAUAAACUCACGAUAUAGUCGUAAUUUAGUUUUGUGGUUAGCAGCCAGCUGUACCAAAACGAGGAACAUAAUCUUUGUGGUAACUUACAGAAUAAACAGUUACCAGUUUUAGGUUUACAGCCAGACUUUCAUAAAAGAAUAGUGUGAUACUGGCAACUCUGAACCUCAUUAAACUUCAUAUUUUGUAUGUUUUUCUCUCACUGCAGUUACUACAUGGAGAAGAAAAGCCGCAGAGGAAAGACACCGGUCAGUCGGCGGAACAACAGCAGCAGCAGCAGCUCUCCGGUUAGUGGAUCAGGCAGUGACCUCUUCAUUGUGGGCGCGGCCAUGAUCGCUGAGAAAAUGCGGCUGGCCAAGCAGAGCGAAGGGGGCGGGGCUCAGGAGCUGAACCGCUUCAUGACGGUUUACUUCGACUAUUCAACAGAAAACGACAUCCCAACCAUUCUGAGCCUGGCUCCGAGGUAAACACGACACAAAAACGAUGAUGACACAUGAAAAAUAACCAUUUCCACGCAGAUACCUGACAAGAUCAUCGCAGAGAACGUCUCCUCAGAGUUCAGCUGAAAGUGUUUCUCUGUGUUCAGGUUUAAGCUGAUGGACCAGCUGCCUCAGCUCUUCAGCCGGCUCCACUCCGCUCAGUCCAGUCUGUUGGACCGAGAGUCUCAGCCUCUCAACGUCUCCAGGAGGAACUACUUCAGGAGCAAGUCCGGACGCUCACUCUACGUCUCCAUCUGCAACAUGCACCAGCACAUCAGCCAGAACCCGGACUGGUUUGAGAAGCAGCUGGCUCCUUCAGGAGACUCCUCCAGCUCCUCAAAACCCCCUCCUCCUCUCUCUGCUGACCAGGCUCCCUCUCCUCCUCCAAAGCCCCACUGCUCCUCCUGCUCGUCUCAGCCUGAACAGAGGUUUGACUCCGGCCUGGUGCUCAAUGAGGUGGUGGUGAAGACGCCGACACUUGAAGGAGGAAAGGGAGCUCCACGAAGGAAUGUGCUCCUGCUGGCUCCUGGUUCCAGUCCCAGCUUUGAACAAGGCUGCAGUCCCAGUCCCAGUCCAAGCCCUGGUUGUGGUCCUUGUCCCAGUCCAGGUCUGCCACACUGCUCUCUGUCCAUGCUGGGACCUGCUUCAAGGUAAAGGAAGACGUUUGGUUGGUAAAACCAGUUUAAACCAACAAAUAACGUAAAACUCUUCAUGAGUCUGACUUUGCUGUUUUUCUCCUCUUUCAGGUCCACUUCAGGAAUACCUGGACUGUUACCUGAGGAGUCUUCCUCCUCUUCAUCCUCCUCCUCUGCUCCCUCCAUCCUUCAGGAGCAGGUGUGCCCUUUUCUCGCUCAGGCAGAGGAAGGCUGUCCAUCUCCUCCAGAAGUCCCGCCUCCCCGUGAUUCAGGCAUCUAUGAUUCGUCUGUCCCCUCGUCAGAGCUCUCUAUUCCGCUGAUGGAGGGACUGUCACAUGACCAGGCUGACUCCUCCUCCCUGGCAGAAAGUGAAUCCUCCUCCUCUGGGCUGGGUAAGGUUGGCGGUUAUUUGACUUAUGUCCUGUUUGAGUAAAUACAAAAAGAUCAGUGUAUUCAACACUCGGCUGUCGGUGUCUUUCAGGAGACGAAGAGCCGCCUAUAGUCACGUCUCUUCACUGCAGCUCCUCGGCAGUCUGUAAAGCAGAACUGCAUCACCACGACCACCUGGACCACAGUGAUGCGCUCGCACCCGUUGCAUCAUCAUAGGAAAUACCUGCGUGAUCUUGUCAUCACAGAGACUAAACGAUGCUGAGCUGGACCUGAACUAUUUCUAACGAGUGAUGUCAUCCCGUUGUUAUGGAAACAAAACUGGCUUUAAUGAAAAAAAGCACUGCAGCCGAUACGUGGAGCUUUGGUACACUACUCACUUGUAGCCGUGGUAACCACUAAACUUGGAAUAGUCCUUUCCGGUAACUUUGGUGACUUAUAACUGCUCAAACAGUACCCCAAAGUAGUCAUGGUAACCACUACUUUUUAAACCAUUUUUUUUCUCCUUGUUAAUGUCACUAGUACUGAGUUGCUAUGGUAACCACUAAAUUAGCGAAAUAUUAGCCUUUGUUCUCUGAGGUGACAUUUAAAUUAUAAAACACUGCUCUUUGAAAACUGUUGUUACUGAAGUUCUAAAACUGUUAGCAUAGCAACUGUCCUGUCGCUAUAGUAACAAAAAGUAUGAACUAGACCUGUAUGGUUGUUGGUACCCUGUGAGAUUAAGUGAUACCAGGUUACUAUGGUUACCAAAGAAUUCCAGCACAUUCUGUCUGGUUGCUUUAGUAACAAAAGAUUCUAAUCAGAACUGUCCAGUUGCCAUGGUAACCAAAGCUGUAGAGUAUGGUUCUGAAGGUGUUCUGGUGCUAAACUCUCCGAUUGGUUUGAAAAGUUCUUGAACACUAAUGCCUGGUUGCUAUGGUUACCAAAGAGUUCUAGACCAUGUG